Messenger RNA from Leptinotarsa decemlineata (Colorado potato beetle), 6804 nucleotides. RefSeq lists its product as uncharacterized. The record is from RefSeq and is a predicted model, not a curated record. Lineage: Eukaryota; Metazoa; Arthropoda; Insecta; Coleoptera; Chrysomelidae.
UAUUGUCGCUCAUUGUUUUUUAUUGUUUUAUACUCUAAAAUUAACCCCUCAACUUGCUUACACUGGUGUAGGGCAAGUUUUGCGGCCUCUAAUAGAUACACUAGCGAGUUGGGUUGUUUUUUUAAAAACUGGUCAUAAAUGCUACUUUAAAUUUUUUUGUGAGCUUUGACAGGUGUUAGAAAAGCCGAAAGUCGACAUGAAACAUCUGACUAGCCCGGGAUUUGUCAAAUAAGUUGGUGAAAUUAAAGAACAAUUCCUAACAUUAUUGAGACUGGUGCGUGAACAAACUUCUAGUUCUAAUUUUUUGAAAAUUGAAAGGAGUUGAGUGAAAUUGUAAUGAAAAAAAUAUCAUAUUAGUAAGAAGAAAUGUAUUUUCUCCAAUUUUAAAACUUGAACAUAUAGUCUGUCACAUGAAUUUCUGUGGAAAUUUGUUGUAAUACAAUAAAACCCCUUAAAGUUAUUAUGUUAUAUUUGACAACGUUCAUUUCGGUUCUCAUAGUCUCUUAAAAAUGAAGCCAGGUAAAAAUGCAGACAUUACUCAAAAAAAAUUAUAUAUUUUCAAGUCAAAUACCUAUCCGACACGUACAUUCAUUUAGGAUGGCUGACAAGCAACAUUGUAGUCCUGAAUGCUCAUCAGAAACACGAAAUUCUGGUUUUAUAUGUUGUAAAAAUAAACCAAUGAAUAUGUAUUACGUUUGUGUGAAGUGUGUUGGUGUCUUUCAUUAAAGUUGUCACUUUAUGACUGCCUAAGGCAUUUAGGCAGUUAUAAAGUGAUAUGUAGGGAAUGUGAUACAGACCUUGACUCAAGUGAGGUGGAUAAUCUUUGGACGCUAAUCGUGGAUGAAUUGAAAGAGGAGUGUAAUCAAGAAUCUCAUCACACAAAUAAACUGAAGGAAGAACAUGAUAUUUCACUUGAAGAAUCUUUGAAAAUGGAGCGAGAAUUACUAACACAAUAAAUGUAAAAAAUCAGCUUAUCUCAACAUUAAAACAUGAGAUAAAAACUAUAAGUGAUGAAAAACAUGGAUGUGAAGAACCACCAGUUUUUGUUGACACGGAGACCCAAACCCAGGAAACAUGUAAUAAAAGUUCAUUGAUGAAUAACAUGAAUCACAUAUGUACAAAGACAAUCCCAACUUUAUAACGUUGAUAAUCCGUCAGACACAAUUAUAAUCAACAAUAUGAAACAUAACAUCGAAAGGUACAGAAGAAAAAACAUAGCCAUCUCAUUACUUGUUGAUUCAAUGCUCAAAGGCAGUUUUUCGUGAAAAAAGUAUGUAAUAAUAUUCGGGAUCAAAUGAAUCUUCCAUCUAAAAAAAUGAGGAAUAGUAAUUUGAAAAAUAUUUCCCUUGAUAUAUUUCAUCAAAAUGUGCAAUGUAUAGGAAACAAAUGUCUUAGAAUAGAGGAUGUAUUUCCUGAUGUCAAAUGUGACUUUCUUCUGAUAUCUGAACACUGGCAGGAUGAUUUGAAAAUAAAGGGGGUAGUACUUGAGAAUUUUACAUUGGCCAAUGCCUAUUCUAGAUAAACCAUGGGACAUGGCGGAGUGGCAAUAUAUAAAAAUAAUGAAUGUCAACUGUUUCUAUAUAAGUUAGAUCUGAAUGAUAUCUCUGUAGAAGGAUUAUUUGAGUGUUGUGCAGUAGCACAUGAAAAAUAUAUUGGUGUGUUUGUAGUUUAUAGACUCCUGGUAUUGAUCUCAUACUUUUUUUAGAAUGUUUUGCAAAUAUGUUGGAAAAAGUUGCUUCUCAUUAUAAAACUAUUGUUAUUGGAGAUGAUUUCAAUAUUAAUUUCUUGGAAUAUAGUAAUGGCAGGGAACUCUUUGAGGAUUUGCUGGGAUGUUAUGAUAUAUCAGUAACAAUAAGGUCUCCAACUAGAGUGACUGCAAUUUCUAGUACUUGUGUAGACAAUAUUUUCAUAAGCUCCAAUAUAAAUGACUGGCGAUCAGAAGUAAAAAAUCUUAAUCUGUCAGACCAUUUCUAUCAGCACUUGGCUUUCAAUAUUGAAUAUAACCUCAAGUCUGCUUUUUAUAUAUGGGAUGGAUAUAAUUUUAUCAUCAAAUAAAGUCUUACUGACGUUUUUAAAUUCUAUUUAUUUGACAACUGUUAUCAAAAUCUUCUUUUUACUAACACAUUUGAUUCAACUAGAAAUAUCAGACAUCACAUAAAAUAAAUAAAAAAUCUAUAUACAGAGGGAACGAUAAAAACAUACAUUUUUCAUUAGUGGUUUGAUAGAUUCCUGUUUUCCUAUUAAAAAAAUACCCAUUAAUAAAAGAGCUGAAAAGCGAAUUUGAUUUAACGAGGAACUUCUGCAUUUGAAGCAACAAUUAACUCUUAUAUCGGAUUUAGCAACUUCUUACCCAAUAUAUCAUCAACCAAGAGCAGAGCUACAGAAACGCUACUGCAAUGCAUUGUCAGAGGCUAAGAAAAGAUAUAAUGAUGAUUUGAUAAUGAAAGCAAAUAAUAAAUCAAAAACUGAAUGGAAAAUUAUUAAUAAUUUGAAAGGACGUUGUAAAAACAACAUUCACGAUGAUAAUGGUAAACAGAUGACUGCCCCGGAAGCGUAUUUACAUUCUAUACCAUUAUACAGAUGAGGGCUCCUGUAUAACGUAGUAUAAUAUGUACAUUUAAAACGCGCGUAUGGUUUCUCCAAAUCAUACCGCGAUACAGAUAAGCGUCAAUCUAUAACAUAGUAGGAUUUGAACCGACAAUACACUCCUAUUUCUACUCCAAAUUAUACCGCGGUUCAGGAUUUUCACUAUAGUAGUCAAUAGAAUUACGCACGUGACACCAAUGCAUUUUACAACGCAUUUAUUAAGAUCCAUUUGUCUCUCAUCGUGAACAGUAAAUAUCCGAUGGCCGUUAAAUCAACAUGAGCGUGCCGUCAUUCGUUGCUGUACUAAACCCUUUUCUGUUGUGUUAAAAACAUUGUUGAAAUUGUAAUUUGAGAUGGAAGCAAACCUAAAUGUCUUGAAAUAUAUUAUUUAUAGGGAAGAUAUAAUUGAAAGUUAUAAUUACGUUAGUUGUAACGACUACAGUUUUAUUAUAAGAAGCAAAAAUCGCCAUAGCGAUAAUAAAACAAAUGGUGAGUGGUGUGACGACUCGAUCCGCAAUUUUAGUAUUGGCACCACAACAAACUGGAUAGUUAGAUAUACUUACCCAUCACUAAAAACCUUUUAAAAGGUCUUUUUACAAAAUCCUACCUUGGAUCAAAAUAAGGUAAAGUCUUUUACCGUUGAAACUGAAAAACAGUGAACUUAGCUAACUUUAGCAACAUCUAUCUAUUUUGGCUGGAAAAGCUUUUUGAAAGCUUGUGGUAGGAUUUUGUAAAAAAUACAUUUUGGGACACCCUAUAUUAAUUAUUUUUCAAGUUAUUCUUAAAUUUUAGAUCGCUUUUAAGCACAGUCAUAAACUAAAAGUUGCCGAGACGUAUAGUUACUUACUUACGCAUGAGUCAGCAUACUAAAGAAAUAUUUAUUAAAUAUUUUGAUGAAGGAAUGUCUCCUGCCUCAGCAAAAAAUUACAAUGAACUUAUGUUAGAAAAUGAAAUUCAAAUAUUUUUGAAGUAUUAGCAAAUGCGCAGUUGAACCCUACGGAUCGUCAGAUUUAUCAUCUAUACGACUAGUGGAGACGAAUCAACUUUGGGGGAAGAGAUGGACAGAGUAUGUACAAAGUAUUGCAAGAAAAAAUACAAUUUUAUGAAGAGCUAGGAAUGAAGAUCAUUACAAUGGAAAAUACUCUGAUUUUUAUUAUACUAACGCCUAUAAUGCUCAGAACUCAUAAACACCAUAAUUGUCUUCGUUGAUUCUAGUGGGUCAUGUGACCAAACCAGUUCGUGUGUCACAUUUCUGUUCACAGCCUCAAAAAUUGGUGCAUUACCUCCGGCUUGUAUUUUGCAUCCUGAUCAGACUGAAGCAAAUUACACACUGAUUUUCAAUAUGUUAAAGAAUGCUCUUGGACUAUAUGGAUUUGGAGGAUUUGGAUACCCUCUGGUUUUUAUAACCGACGACUCAAAAGCCGAAAGAAAUGCGUUAAAGAUUGUAUUUGCAAAUUCGACUGUUCUGUUAUGUACCUUUCAUUUAUGUCAGGCGUUUUGGCGUUGGCUUUGGGAUAAUACGCAUGGAAUACUAAAAAAAGACAAAUCAUAUAUUAUGAGACAGUUUCAAAAAAUAUUAUAUGCUCAUUCUGAGACAGAAAUCAAUCAAGCUCAUGAAGAAUUCUUUAAGGAUGAAGUAAUUUUAUCUUAUGAUAAGCUUCAAAGUUAUAUGCAGUCUUUAUGGGAUAGACGAGAGGAAUGGGCUGUCUGUUUUAGACACAAAAUUUUAACCAGGGGACAUAACACAAAUAAUUUAGUAGAGGCGUCGAUACAUAUAUUUAAAGACAUAGUUCUCCAAAGAUGCAAAGCAUUUAACACUUGUGCGCUGGUUGAUUUUGUUUGCAAGAUAUUUGAGUCAUACCAUAGACGUCACUUACUAUCAUUUUCAAAUUGUAGAAAAACAAAAAAUAAAAUUAUAUAUAACCAAUUUUGCGUUAAAGCUAAAAAUCUCACUGUCAAGCAGUGUGAUAAUAUCAGCUUUGCUGUCUCUUCUGAUGUGUAUAUUUACACCGUGCAUACAGACACCGCCACUUGCGAUUGUCCCUACGGUCAAGGAGGAAAGUUUUGUAAACAUUUAUGCGCCGUUGAAAAUCAGUUUGACAUUCUUUUAAAAACAGCUCCUCUUUUAUCUUGUGAUGAUAAAAAAGAUUUUGCACGAAUUGCUCUAGGUGAAGAUAUACAAACUACCUUUUUUGAGGAUAUGAUGUCAUUAGAUUUGGUCGAUGAAACAGUUACAAUAGUAAGCGAUAAUAGCAAUAUAGGCAAUGAUAUUACUGCUGCAGAUUUCUCUUCUUCGGCAUUUGUACCAAGCAAAGAAACAUCAUCUGUUAACGAUCUAAGUAGUGUUACUGAUACUCUAUCUACUGAACCGUCUCUCUCAAAAUUUUGCAAAAGUUGUCGAAACUCUAAAGGGAAAUGAUUCCAUAGAAACAGCUAAUGCUAUAAAUAAAGUAAACAUGGCUAUGAAUAAAUUAAAAACAACUGGUGAUGUUUUAAAUUUUUUACAUCAAAUCAAAAAAGUUAAACGCGGCAGAAUUAUAGGUGUACAAUCAACAUCAACUUGUCGCAGAAAACAAAGAACAGGGCUAACUGCAGGUUCAAAAAGAAUUCAGGGUGGUAGGCCAACAAAAUUCGAAGGCAGUAUCGUUAAAAAACGGAAGUGUUUGAGAAAUCUGGAAGUGAAUAUUAGUUUGAAUCAAACUAACCAGAAAUCGCAUUCAUUUUUAUAUUACGUGUAAGUUUUGUUUUCUGAAAUGUGUUUACUUUGUUAGCUUAGAAAUAGGCCAUAAACUUUAAAAAAUAAAUUAUAUUUUUUUUGUACCGCGGUAUAAUUUGGAGUAGAAAUAGGAGUGUAUCGUGGGUUCAAAUCCUACUAUGUUAUAGAUUGACGCUUAUCUGUAUCGCGGUAUGUUUUGGAGAAACCAUACGCGCGUUUAAAGUGUACAUAUUAUACUACGUUAUAGAGUAGCACUCAUCUGUAUAAUGGUAUAGAAUGUAAAUACGCGCCCCGGAAAUGGCUGAGCAGUUUAACAUCCAUUUCACUAGAGAACCAUUUUCGGUAAAUCAGCAUGAUCUGGAUUAUCUAAAGUUGAAUAUGCCAGUGUCAAAAAAAUCGUAUGCAGGCUUAUGUGAACCAUUGGCUUUUCUCAUCAAUCUUUGUUAUUCUGAAGGAAUUUUCCCAGAAUGCUUGAAGUUAGUUGUGGUUCUGCCAUUAUACAAAAAAGGUGAUUUUGAUGACUUUUUCAAUUAUAGAACCAUCAGUUUAUUAUCAAGUCUCUCUAAACUCAUUGAAAUGGACAUCACUAAUCAACUCUCAUCAUUCUUGUGGAGUCAGAGACUGUUAUCCAGAAAUCAACAUGGAUUCUGUAAAAAUAUGAGUACAGAAUCGGCUCUGAGUGAUUUUCAAAAAUGUCUUGUAAGUAGACAAUCUUGAUAAGGGAAAAUAUGCUCUAGGUCUUUUCAUUGACUUUUCAAGAGCUCAGUCAAUCAUAGAUUUUUAUGUAGUCAGUUAGAAUCGUAUGGAGUUAGGGGGAUACCCCUAAAAUUAUUUGAAUUAUAUUCAAAUGGCAGAAGUCAGGUUGUUAGACUGGAUGGAGUUCUGAAUAGUUACCGUGAAAUAAAUCGAGGUGUACCUCAAGGAUCUGUAUUGGGACCUUUAUUGUUCAAUAUAUUUGUAAAUGAUAUAAUCGGUCUGAUGGAAAGAAACCACGAUAUAAAAAUAGUGUGUUAUGCAGACAAUACCAAUUUACAAAUUUCUGAAAAAAACGUAGACGUGCUACUGAGUAAAACUGAGAAGAUUUAUGAAGAUAUCAUUCGUUGGUCUGAAAAGAAUUGUCUGUUACUUCUGUUACUGAAUCAUAACAAUACAGUCACAGUAUUUUUUAGGCGCUCCAAACAAAGAUCACUUGUGUUAUUCAAAAAUACAGAAAAACAAAUAACUUGUAGUGAUGAGGUGAAACUUUUGGGAGUAAUUUUCGAAAAACAUUUGCAAUGGGCAAGUCAUAUAGAACUAUUGUCUGAUAAACUGAGAAGUAGUUGCUACAGCAUAAAGUAUAUGGAAGACCACUGCAGCAAAAAUGUCUUGCUUACGCUGUACUUUGCACAUUUUCACUACCACAUGAAGUAUGGUACACUGAAUUGGGGAAAUAGUGCCGGUAUGAAUCGGAUCUUCAUUCUUCAAAAAUACGCAAUUCGAAUUAUGGAAAGUAUUGAUAUGAG